Ornithodoros turicata is the source of this 2334-nucleotide messenger RNA. Its product is annotated as RE1-silencing transcription factor-like. Gene Ontology annotation, molecular function: DNA-binding transcription factor activity; RNA polymerase II cis-regulatory region sequence-specific DNA binding. The transcript is spliced from 6 exons. Lineage: Eukaryota; Metazoa; Arthropoda; Arachnida; Ixodida; Argasidae. The record is from RefSeq and is a predicted model, not a curated record. Gene Ontology annotation, biological process: regulation of transcription by RNA polymerase II. Bases 462 to 1865 code for a protein of 467 amino acids.
GAUGUCGUAAUACGUGUACUGCUAAGCCUGUUUUGAUAAACUCGUUUCUGUUAGAUAUCACGAAUUUCUCGGGUGCGGGUGCCAAAGUUGUCAUAAUAUUGACGGGUCCCAUCGAUAAGCUUAUUGUAGUUGUUAAUUAUACUGAGAAUCUGUUUGAUAAUCAGUAAGCCUAGUUAGUCCUCGCCCCACCUAUUCGGUCGUUUUUCCCCUAGAAGAAGGCUUAGGUAAAAUGGCGUUCUCAGCUAUGGCGUGCUUCGUGCCGAAGAAAAUCAAUUGCGUGAAGAACUAAUUAUACGCCUUAAAUUGGCCUAAUUUAUAACGGACGAAGAACAGAAAGUGUCUCCAGCGUCUCAGGGUUUUCACUCCAAAACUCAGUGCAAAAAGAAAAAAAAGUGUAGUGCUGGGAAGAUGAGCAGCCUAUAAGUUUACUGUCUGGGAAGAAAAAAGGCAACGGAUUCAAGAUGAUGGAAGCAGCGACGCAUUUUGUGGAGGUCGUGCCCGAGGACAUGCAGACCCUCGGCACGGAAGAAGAGAUGUUGCCUCCCGUGUCUGCUUCCGUGGUCUCCUCGUCGUCGAUCAUCAACAUGAAUACGUUGAUCUAUUCUCAGGGUCCCGACGGAAUCAUCAUGGAAGGCGACGAGAUCGGCCCAGACAUUGUGGGCGAGAUCGUCACUGACGACACUCACGACAUGAAGGUGAUGCCAGCAAACCAGGUGAUCCACAUGGACCUUGCCAGGGAAAAGCAUCAGUACCUCCAAAACGUACAGGACUCUCUGAGCGACCUGGAGGGUCUGGAAGCGACGGAGCAGGACCUGAUGACCCUCAAGGGCUCCAGUGGACUGCACCACCACCAUCACCACCACCAUGGUGGAGAACAUUCCCCCGUGAGCGGCAUCAUCCUCCAGGACGGAACCACCCACGGGAUGGACGAUGCCAACGGGGAGAUCAUUCUCGUCCCAAACUCCAUGAUCAAGCAGGAGGACAUCAUCGAGGGCGGAGAGGUCGUCGUCGGGCCGUCGACGGAGAUCGUGGUGGAGGAACCCCACCGUUUCUACGGCGUUCCCCCCGAACCCCCCCUCGACUCGGACGCUCAGUCGCCCCUCAUCAUUGACACGCAGGUGUCCAUGUGCCACUCGCACAAGGCGGAAGACAUGGGCUACGAGUGCCAGGUGUGCGGGGCGGUGCUCCGCAGUCGGGCGGCCUUCAAGAAGCACGCCCGCAUGCACCACGGGGCGGGGAGCCCCCGCAAGUCCAGGCCCCCUCCCCCGCAGGACGACAUAGUGAUGGGACCCAACUCUCUCUACUCGUGCCCCUCUUGCCCGUACGUGUCCCAGAGGAGGGACAAGCUGGACAAGCACAUCAUGAAGCACGUGCUGCAGGAAGGGUUCCACCCCUGCGGCAAGAAGCGUCACAAGCCGGAGGCUCCCCCGCAGCGUCACCGGCACAACGCGGAAGAGUACCGCUGCCCCUUCUGCCCUUACACCUGUACCGUCUACAAGGCGUUCAAGAAACACCAAAAAUCUCACGUCUUUGGCUCUUCCAAACCGCCGUCUGCCCAGGUGAAGCUGAGCUGCAAGAUUUGCGGGAAAGACCGGUCGACCGACGCCGACAUGCAGAAGCACAUGAAGAAGCACCGGAGUGGCGAGAACUUCAUCUGCGACGUGUGCGGCUUCGCCAGCAUCCAGCUGAAGAAGAUAAUCCAGCACCGGCGCAUGCACACCGGAGAGAAGCCCCACCUGUGCCCCCACUGCAGUUACCGUUCGGCCAGGCGCGACAAUCUACGUUCCCACGUGCGCCGAAUGCACAAGAAGGAGAACAUGUACAUCGACACGUUCAACCCCGCCGAAGAAAUAGUCUUUGAGUGAUUCCGUUUUAGGUGCAGGGAGACGCCACGACGACCGGUUCGUCUCUUGGCGGGUUCCCCAGUUCCCAAUCAUUCAGUGUCACACGUAAAAAAAAAAAAAAAGAGAGCGAUAAGCGGACUUUUAUUUGAGAAUUGUCAGGCAGCCGUGGGCACAAAGAGAACGUUGGUUGUGCGCAGCACUUCGACACCGCCGUGCAGGAGGCAGACGCGGGCAUAUCCGAGACGCACCAGCCCGUUGGCAAACUGCGGGAGGACGUUAGGUUACUUUUUCGAAACGGACUGUAAACACAAGUGCAAACACUCAAAAACGCUUUUGUUGGCUCCCAGAGCUGUCCCUCCCCUGUACUAGGUUAAUAAGUUUGGAAUGGACGAUGUAGUGUCGAUGCAGGUGUAUCGUGUGUUCCAUUGUGUGUAUUGCAGGUGCAACUUUGUGCAAAGUGUGCGUGGAAUACAAGUGCUCAGCAAUGAGA